Molecule: messenger RNA, 1734 nt
Organism: Verticillium nonalfalfae
Lineage: Eukaryota; Fungi; Ascomycota; Sordariomycetes; Glomerellales; Plectosphaerellaceae
Exons: 3
Coding region: 1-1734 (577 amino acids)
Source: RefSeq, a predicted model, not a curated record
AUGUCCAGUCCUCCUUCACGGCUCAAGAACCUGCUUGGUCAUUUCCUGCCCUCGUCACAACCCACAGCGGCUGCCGAAUACAAGCACAACUACAACGUCCACCAGCUCUCGCCCACCUUCUUUCUCGAGCGCGCUGCCGCCAUUGAGCCUGAUGCUGAAGCCAUCUUUCACGUGACGGCCAAUGGCAAGACCCUACGUCGGUCCUACUGCGAGUUUGCCGACCGCGCUCGUGGUCUGGCGUACUACCUCAUCAAGCAUGGUCUCCGCCGAGUCGGUAUCCUGGCCCCCAACACACCAGCCUUUCUCGAGUCCAUCUUCGGCAUUGCAGCUGCCGGCGGCGUCAAUGUCGCCGUCAAUUACAGACUGAAGCCCGACGACGUCAACUACAUCUUUGACUUUGCAGAGGUCGACUCCAUCAUUAUCGAUGCCGAGUUUGCCCAUCUCCUCGAUGACUUUAAAAAGUCCCAUCCCAGCGUGCACUUCCUCAUCGACACCGACACGGACGCUACCGAGGGCCAAUUGAGUGGGCCCUUUGACGAUGCUGUCCUCGAAGGCCUGCAGUAUGACCGCGCUCAAGGCGCCAAGGGCUGGGCUGGUCUGCAGUCUCAGUGCGCCAGCGAGGACGACAUGAUCUCGAUCCCCUUCACCUCGGGCACCACGUCCAGGCCCAAGGGUGUCGUCUACACCCACCGUGGUGCGUAUCUGGCUGCCAUGGGCAACAUCAUCGAGUCGGGCCUCAACUACCAUGUGGGCCGGUGCAAGUACCUCUGGACCCUGCCAAUGUUUCACGCCAUGGGCUGGACGUUCCCGUGGUCUAUCACAGCGGUCCGCGGCACGCAUGUCUGCUUGCGCAAGAUUGACUAUCCCCUGAUCUGGAAACUUCUCAAGGAAGAGGGCAUCACUCACUUCAAUGCCGCGCCCACCGUCAACACACUGCUCUGCUCCGCCAAGGAAGCCGAGAAGCUGCCCCAGGAGGUCCGGGUCACGGUCGCCGCCAGCCCCCCAAGCGGCCACCUUUUCGAGCAGAUGACAAACCUCAAUCUGCACCCCGUUCACGUGUACGGUCUGACCGAGACGUAUGGGCCGAUUACCAAGGGCUACCAGAUGCCAUCGUGGGAUGCGCUCUCGCCGUCGGAACGGUAUGCCAAAAUGGCGCGCCAGGGCCACGGCUUCGUCACGAGCCUGCCGAUCCGCAUCAUCAAGACGGACCUGCCAGAGGGAGAGCUGGUCGAUGUGGCCAGGGACGGCAAGGAAAUCGGGGAGAUUGUCUUUUUUGGAAACAUCUGCGCAAAGGAAUACUACAAGGAUGCCGAGGCCACGCGGAAGCUUUUCGCUGGUGGCGCGCUUCACUCUGGCGAUCUCGCCGUGUGGCACCCCGACGGAAGCGCCCAGAUCCUGGACCGGGCCAAGGACAUCAUCAUCUCGGGUGGCGAGAACAUCUCUUCUGUAGCGCUCGAGAGCAUGCUCAUGCAACACCCAGAUCUCCUGGAGGCUGCCGUCGUGGCCGUGCCUGAUUCGCACUGGGGCGAGCGUCCCAAGGCAUACGUGACAGUCAAGGAAGGUCGCCAAGUGGCGGGCGAGGACGUCAUAUCGUGGGCGAAACACCAGAGCAACAUCAGUAAGUUCAUGGUGCCUCGCGAGGUGGAGAUCGUCGAGGAGCUACCCAAGACGAGCACCGGCAAGCUGAAGAAGAACGUGCUGAGGGAGUGGGCCCGGGGAAGCCGCCAGGCAUGA